Molecule: messenger RNA, 4660 nt
Organism: Episyrphus balteatus (marmalade hoverfly)
Lineage: Eukaryota; Metazoa; Arthropoda; Insecta; Diptera; Syrphidae
Gene: Blm
Product: recQ-like DNA helicase Blm
Exons: 9
Coding region: 104-4573 (1489 amino acids)
Biological process (GO): double-strand break repair via homologous recombination; DNA replication
Cellular component (GO): nucleus; cytoplasm; chromosome
Molecular function (GO): nucleic acid binding; ATP binding; four-way junction helicase activity
Source: RefSeq, a predicted model, not a curated record
AAACAAACUGAAUUAAUUUCUGUUAAUAUUUUUAAUCAAAACAAGAAUUUUGUGUGUAUUAAAAUUUAUUAAAAAAAAGAAUCUUCAAACAUCAAAUGCAAUUAUGAAUAAGAAAGAUUCAAAAACGGGCAAGCAACUUUCUUUAAGUUCCUUUUUAAACUAUAAUGAACUCAAAAAGAAAAAGUCCGCCAAAAUCGAACACAAAAUUUUUAUUUUUACAGCUUCCAAUGAAGUUAAAAAUGUUUCUUCUAUGUCAAAUAAGUUUGUUCGAAAGAAAAUAAAUGCACUAUGCUUGGAAUCUUCCGAUGAAGAAAUGCAAAUCAAUGAUUACACCACAACCAGCCCAAUUAAAAAAACAAAAGUUUUCGACCUUACGACAGCCAAUUGCUCCUCACCAAAAACAUUUUCAAGUCCUUCAACCAAAGAAAAUGCAUUAGAUUUACACUUGCCAAAACACAAAUCAAUCGAAAACCUCUCUCCUGUGCGGAGUAAGCUUGAAACAAGCUACUCAAAUAAUAUCUCUCUAUCACCUUUGGAAACCAAAUAUAAUCCACAAUCAAAUUUAACUGUAUCUCCCGAUAAACUAAGUCUUGAUUCGAUUGACGAAUUGAUUCGGAAUGAUUCAAUUUACACCAAAGCCCUGUCGAGUAUUAACAAAAAUAUUGAAAAGAUUAGUAAAAAUGAAAAAACCAAGACAGCACAUACAUUUACAUCACCAUCACCAAAGAAGGUGCCAUUGUCAGUAAAAACAGAUUUGUUGUUUAGAAAUGAUUGCAUAAACAAGAAAGAAGAAACUUGUUUAAACAAACCAGUUGAGCACAAGAAUGCAACAAUAUUAGAAAAUUUAUCAAGUAAAGAAGUUGUAGAACCGAAGAAACAAGAACCAAUUUCUUAUGAGUCUAACGUACCGAAGACUGGUUCUACAAAUAAUUCAAAGGAAUCUAGCGAAGUCAGUCAUGUGCCAGAGAAAAAAGCGUUUGUUGUGUUUGAAAGCGGACUGGAUGAGUAUUUAUGUAGUAUUCUUCAGACUGAUGACUUCAAGUCUAAUAUUAUGAUUGACAGUGAAAUGGCUCUUACUUCGAGACUCUCAUUUUUUAAAUCAACUUAUAUGGACCUCGUUGAAAAAUACUGUAACAUAAUCGAUCAAAUACCAACUGAUUUUUUCUCAACUAUAGAUGGUUUUCAACCAAACACCUUCCUCAAGCUCAAGAUCUUAAGACAAAAGUUCAAAGCCAAAACAAAACUUAUCAAAAACACACUCAACAAACGAAAAGAAGAACGUGAAAAGCAGUUCCAGCUAGAGCAGUUUCCAGAAGAAGAUGAAGAAGAGAAUGUUCCACAACAGUUCACAAAAGCUAAAACAAAUUUACUACCUCAUAAACCUGCCUUGCAAACUGUCUUUCAAAACUUUUCAAACUGUGAUGAUGAAGAAGAAUUCCUACAAAUUGAAAACGAGUCAAACGCAAUCAAAUCGAAUUAUCCAGAAGAAGAUGAAGAAGAAGAAAUCCGCCAAUUAGAAGUUCAAAAAAAGAAAUCGCCAGUAUUGCAAAAACAACAUGACGAUGUGAGAAAACGCCAAGAACUUAUUCAUGAUUUGUGCGAAGAUUUUCCAGAUUAUAUGAAUGAAAGUCCUCAAGUCAUUUGUAUCGACGACGAUGACAGCAUGCAGCUUGAUCACAAAGCUCCUACAGGCGACGACAAUGAUGAAUUUGACAGUUUUAUGCACGAGAUCAAAAACCAUGAGGACAUGCUGCAUGGAAAGAAAUCCGAUUAUGAUGAUUACAUCUACAAAGAUUUCGAGGAUACAAAAGUGGCUAAUAAAGAAUCAAAAACCAACAGCCAAAGAAUUCUUUUCGAAGAAAAACCAAAAGAACCUGAACCUGAGCUGGAUGCCGAUGGAUGGGAAGUGUACGAUUUUGAAAAAUUCGAAAGUGCUUCACAAGUAGCGUCAGUAUCAGUACCUGCACCAGCACCGGCGCCAAAACAUACACCUUUAAUACAGGUGAGAAGUUUCCUUGAACUUCAAAGCCCUUCUGCAUCCACAAGUAACAAUCGAAAUUUAUAUAGUCAAAGUUCAUCAUCAUCACUUGUUUCAAAUAAAUCAGCACAAAAAGUUGAUGGUAAAUUCCACUCCAACAUAAAUAACGAUGGCAUUACUGGAGAGUUUGAUGGCAAUAACUAUCCCCAUUCGGAUAGCCUAAUGGAGGCAUUACAGUUCAGCUUCGGUUUAAAGAGUUUCCGUCCAAAUCAAUUGCAGGUGAUAAAUGCAGGGCUCACAAAUCACGAUUGUUUUGUUCUCAUGCCUACGGGCGGUGGAAAAUCGUUGUGCUAUCAACUUCCAGCGCUAUUAACAGAAGGUGUAACAAUUGUUAUUAGCCCCUUGAAGUCUUUAAUUUUGGAUCAAGUCAAUAAAUUGAAUUCAUUGGAUAUAUAUGCGAAAAAUUUAUCAGGGGACCAGACUUUGAGUGAAGCUCGAGGUGUUUUCGUCGACUUAGAAUGUCAGCCACCAAAAAUAAAAAUUCUUUAUGUAACCCCUGAAAAAAUAUCAAGCUCGGUUAAAUUCCAGGAUAUUUUGGAUCUACUGUACAGCCGAAAUAACAUCAGUCGAUUUGUUAUUGACGAAGCUCAUUGUGUUUCGCAAUGGGGUCAUGAUUUUCGACCAGAUUACAAGAAACUGGGUAUACUUAGGAAACGAUUUCCCAAUGUCCCAACUAUGGCGCUUACAGCUACCGCAACACCCCGCGUUCGCAUCGAUAUUCUGCGCCAAUUAGGCCUCGUUCAAUGCAAAUGGUUCCUUUCCAGCUUCAAUAGACCAAAUCUGCGCUACUCUGUCUUACCAAAAAAAGGUGUUAAAACAUUUGAUGAAAUUAACAAAUUCAUAAGAUCCCAGCCAACUUCAGCGAGUGGUAUAAUUUAUUGCCUAUCACGAAAAGAAUGUGACACGGUUGCCGCAAAAAUGAACUCAUUUGGCAUUAAAGCUGCCAGUUAUCAUGCUGGUCUAACAGAUAAUCUUCGAGAAUCCAGGCAAAAAGAUUGGAUUACAAAUAAAUUUCGAGUUAUAUGUGCAACAAUUGCAUUUGGUAUGGGUAUUGAUAAACCGGAUGUUCGUUUUGUAUUGCACUACUCGAUGCCAAAGAGUAUUGAAGGCUAUUAUCAAGAAGCUGGUCGUGCUGGACGUGACGGCGAACUUGCUAAUUGCAUUCUCUACUAUAAUUAUGGUGAUAUGCUGCGAUAUAAGAAAAUGAUUGAUCUUGAGCGUGGAAGUGACUAUAAUGUCAAGAAAAUUCAUAUUGAAAAUCUCAAUCGGAUUGUUGGGUUUUGUGAAAAUGUUAGCGAUUGUCGCAGAGCCCAACAAUUGGACUAUUUUGGGGAGCAUUUUACAAGUGAUCAGUGUUUGGAGAAUCGCAAAACCGCAUGUGAUAAUUGUUUAAAAAAGAAAGAUUAUAUGGAAUUAGAUGUAACUGAAGACUGCAAAGUAGCAGUUCGGGCAAUUAAAGAUAUCUGUGCUGGCCGCUCUAGAUUCACUCUUCUACAUAUUGCUGAUGUUCUAAAGGGUUGUAUGAUCAAAAAAAUUGUUGAUAACAGACACAAUACGCUGCCCUUCCAUGGUCGACUCAAAGAUUGGGAUAAAAACGAUAUUCAACGGCUUUUAAGAAAACUGGUAAUUGAGGAGUUUUUGCGUGAGGAUAUGAUAUUCUCAAAUGAUAUUCCUCAAGCUUACAUAAAUCUUGGACCUAAAGCUCAAAGUUUGAUGACUCAAAAAAUCGAAAUACGAUUUGCCAUUGUAAGAACUGAAAAGGCAGCCAAGAACUCGGCAGCAGAUAAUGAAGAACCAACUACAUCAGGUCAAUCUCGUGAUCGCAAAACUUCACCAGAACUAAAAUUAAUUUCUGAACGUUGCUACACGGAACUUUUGGAUCUAUGUAGACGUAUAGCGGCAUCCAAAAAUGCCACCAUGGCGAGCAUAAUGAAUAUUCAAGCUCUCAAAGCUAUGGCCGAGUCUCUGCCUGAGACAGAAGCCGAUAUGCGUGCAAUUCCACAUGUAACGAAAGCCAAUUACGAUAAAUAUGGUGAACAGAUGUUGGAAAUUACUAGAAAUCAUGCAGCGGAAAAGCUUUGUCUAUUGAUGGAUUUACAAGAGAAUACUAUGAUAGAAGAAGCUAGUGAUGUUGAUGAUGCUCCGCCAUCACCAAAACCAUCUGUCAGUCGCAAGAAAGCAACAACAUCAUCAUUUGGUGGUGAAAAUCAAAAUAUGAUGGGCGAUAAUGACGACUUUACUACCUCAUGGGAUUCGGUUGCACCCGCUAAAACAAGUGGAUACCGUCAAACUGGCAAGCGGAAAGGUUCUUGGCGAGGGAGUGCGGCUAAGAAAUACAAAAGAGCAGCAAACAGUUCUGCUAAUGGUGGUAUUUCAAACUCAUAUAUUGUUAGGAGUCCGAAAAAAAGAGGAGGCAGGCGAGGAGGAGCAACAGCUGGAAGCAAAAAAUCCGCAAACAAUGGUUGGAUUUGCAAGAAAAACAAUUCUCAAGGUGGAGGUGGUUUUGAGUUGAUGCCGAUCCCGAAGCCGAAGUAGAUUUAUGUUAAGUGUACAAAAAAAUGAUUUAUAGUAUGUAUUUAUUGUUUUAUUAUUAUAUAAAAUGAGAAUUUGGCACCGUGCUGU